AUGGGAAUAUCAAGACGCCCUAAGAACAAGGGCGCCGGGGCAGCCGCCGACGGCGCAAGCGGAGGCGCGAAGCCCAAGAAGGCCACCUUUGAGACAACCAAGAAGAAGGAGAUUGGUGUUUCUGACCUGACCCUCCUGAGCAAAGUUUCCAACGAAGCCAUCAACGAAAACUUGAAGAAGCGGUUCGAAGGGCGCGAGAUCUAUACCUAUAUCGGCCAUGUGUUGGUUUCUGUUAACCCUUUCCGAGACUUGGGUAUCUACACCGACGAAGUUCUCCAGAGCUAUAUGGGCAAGAACCGACUAGAGAUGCCGCCUCACGUCUUUGCCAUUGCUGAGGCCGCAUACUACAACAUGAAGGCAUACAGCGACAACCAGUGUGUCAUUAUUUCAGGAGAGUCCGGUGCCGGCAAGACCGAGGCAGCGAAGCGCAUUAUGCAGUACAUUGCUAGUGUAUCUGGUGGAGAAUCGGGAGACAUCAAGCAGAUCAAGGACAUGGUGCUGGCAACCAACCCUCUACUCGAAUCGUUCGGAAAUGCGAAGACACUACGAAACAACAACUCGUCACGAUUCGGAAAGUACCUACAAAUCUACUUCAACACCCAGGGCGAGCCUGUGGGUGCCGAUAUCACAAACUACCUCCUCGAGAAGUCACGAGUGGUGGGCCAGAUCACAAACGAGCGAAACUUCCAUAUCUUUUACCAAUUCGCCAAGGGUGCAUCGCAACAAUACCGUGAGACAUUUGGUGUUCAGAAGCCUGAGACAUAUGUCUACACUAGCCGGUCAAAAUGCUUAGACGUCGACGGUAUCGACGAUCUUGCCGAGUUCGAAGAUACGCUCAAUGCCAUGAAGGUUAUUGGCCUUACCCAGGCUGAGCAAGAUCAAAUCUUCCGAAUGCUGUCAGCUAUCCUAUGGAUUGGAAACAUCCAGUUCCAAGAGGACCAGGGUGGCUACGCUGAGGUCACAGACAGAUCCGUAGUAGAUUUCGCUGCUUAUCUGAUGGAGGUCACCCCCGAUCAGCUAAUCAAGGGCAUCACAAUCCGAAUCCUGACACCCCGAAACGGCGAGGUCAUCGAAUCACCCGCCAACCCUGCCCAAGCGCAGGCUACUCGAGAUGCCCUGGCUAUGGCCAUCUACAGCAACCUUUUCGACUGGAUCGUAGAGCGUAUCAACAAGUCACUCAAGGCACGACAACCAACUACCAACACAAUCGGUAUCCUGGAUAUUUACGGCUUCGAGAUUUUCGAAAAGAACAGUUUCGAACAACUGUGCAUUAACUACGUCAAUGAGAAGCUACAGCAGAUCUUCAUUCAGCUCACUCUCAAGGCAGAGCAGGAGGAGUACGCCAGGGAGCAGAUUCAAUGGACACCUAUCAAGUAUUUUGAUAACAAGGUUGUUUGUGAUCUUAUCGAACAGAUCCGGCCAGUCGGUAUCUUUUCUGCCAUGAAGGACGCCACCAAGACUGCUCACGCCGACCCCGCUGCUUGCGAUCGCACAUUCAUGCAGAGUAUCAACGGCAUGCAGCACGCCCAUCUUACACCGCGACAAGGAAAUUUCAUUAUCAAGCAUUAUGCUGGUGAUGUCACCUACACCGUUGAGGGUAUUACGGACAAGAACAAGGAUCAGCUUCUGAAGGGUCUACUGGCCCUCUUCCAGCACAGUGGAAACCAGUUUGUGCAUACCUUGUUCCCUCGCCCCGUCGACACAGAUAACCGAAAACAACCCCCUUCUGCAGGCGACCGUAUCCGAGCGUCCGCCAAUGCCCUUGUUGAUACUCUGAUGAAGUGCCAGCCUUCUUACAUCCGUACUAUCAAGCCCAACGAGAACAAGUCACCAACAGAAUACAACGGUCCCAAUGUUCUCCAUCAGAUCAAGUAUCUUGGUCUUCAAGAAAACGUCCGUAUUAGACGAGCAGGUUUCGCAUACCGUCAAGACUUUGACAAGUUUGUUGACCGAUUCUUCCUUCUUUCGCCUGCUACCUCCUAUGCCGGUGAAUUUACUUGGGAAGGAACCACAGAGGCUGCCGUGAAACAGAUCUUAAAGGAUACAAGCAUUCCCAAGGAAGAAUGGCAGAUGGGUGUGACGAAGGCGUUCAUUAAGGCUCCCGAGACAUUGUUUGCUUUGGAGCACAUGCGAGACAGGUAUUGGCAUAACAUGGCCACUCGAAUCCAGCGCAUGUGGAGGGCUUACCUCGCCUACCGGGCCGAGUCCGCUACGCGAAUUCAGCGAUUCUGGCGCAAGAAGCGAACUGGAGCUGAAUAUCUCCAGCUCCGUGACCAUGGCCACCAAGUCCUCGGAGGUCGUAAGGAGAGGCGUCGUAUGAGUCUGUUGGGCUCUCGACGAUUCCUCGGCGACUACCUGGGCGUUAACGCUACCACUGGCCCUGGUGCCCAGAUCCGAAAUUCUGCAGGCAUUGGUUCAAACGAGAAGGCAGUCUUCUCAUGCCGUGGUGAGAUCCUGGAGGCCAAGUUUGGUCGUUCCAGUAAAGCUAGCCCUCGUAUCAUUGUUGUCACCAACAGCAAGUUCUAUGUCAUCGCUCAGAUGCUUGUCAACGGCCAACCUCAAAUCCAAGUAGAGAAGUCCGUUCCUUUGGGAGCUAUCAAGUUUAUUGGUGUCUCAUCGGCUCGCGACGAUUGGUUCUCUCUUGGAAUAGGAUCGCCACAGGAGGCCGACCCCCUGAUGAACUGUAUCUUCAAGACCGAAAUGUUUACCCAUAUGCAGCGAGUGAUGCCAGGUGGCUUCAACCUCAAGAUCGCUGAGACGAUCGAGUAUGCCAAGAAGCCUGGCAAGCUGCAGCAAGUCAAGGUGCUUAAGGACUCCCAAGUUCCUGUUGAUUACUACAAGAGUGGUGCGGUGCACACUCAACCUGGCGAACCACCAAGCUCAGUCUCGAAGCCUACUCCUAAGGGCAAGCCUGUGCCACCUCGUCCUAUCACCCGAGGCAAGUUGAUCAAGCCUGGAGGACCUAACGGUCGACCUUCUCACAUCCAGGCCAAACCCCGCCCAGGAGGAGGUGCACGAGCCGUUCCUCCGCCACCAGCUGCUGUUACCGCAGCUGCUUCUAUCCCAGCUGCCGCUGCUCAAAGCACACCGCGUGCCGCCCCAGCCCCAGCUGCUACACACAACGCUCUCCCGAGCCGAGCUGCCAGCGGCGCCGGACGAGCACCACCACCUCCCCCUCCUCCUGCUGCCCCAGCACGACCACCAAGCCCACCUAAGGUUAUGGCCAAGGUCCUGUAUGACUUUGCCGGCCAACGGGAGAACGAGCUCUCUAUCACUGCGGGUCAGAUUGUCGAGAUUGUGCAGAAGGAGAGUAACGGAUGGUGGCUAGCCAAAAACCCUCAAACUGCACAGCAAGCUUGGGUUCCGGCAGCAUACGUCGAGGAACAGGCCCCUCCAGCGCCUCGAGCUCCUCCUGCUCCUCCACGAUCUAAGCCUACACCACCUGCACCUCCCGCCAAGCGUCCCGCUGCUGGUCGUAAGCCUGCCGAGCUUCAGCAGCGUGACUCCGGCAUGAGUCUGAACACACCCAACGGAUCAGAUAGCCGCAGCAGCACUCCCACGCCCAGCCUGGGUGGCAGUUUGGCUGACGCUCUGCUGGCCAGGAAGAACGCUAUGCAAAAGGAGAAGGAAGAUGACGACGACUGGUAG
Messenger RNA from Fusarium coffeatum, 3648 nucleotides. RefSeq lists its product as uncharacterized. NCBI's taxonomy places the organism in Eukaryota, Fungi, Ascomycota, Sordariomycetes, Hypocreales, Nectriaceae. Bases 1 to 3648 code for a protein of 1215 amino acids. The record is from RefSeq and is a predicted model, not a curated record. Gene Ontology annotation, molecular function: actin filament binding; microfilament motor activity; ATP binding. The transcript has 3 exons. Gene Ontology annotation, biological process: endocytosis; vesicle transport along actin filament; actin filament organization. Gene Ontology annotation, cellular component: cell tip; actin cortical patch; plasma membrane.